Belonocnema kinseyi is the source of this 2279-nucleotide messenger RNA. Its product is annotated as zinc finger protein 761-like. Gene Ontology annotation, biological process: regulation of transcription by RNA polymerase II. The transcript is spliced from 6 exons. Gene Ontology annotation, cellular component: nucleus. Bases 1257 to 1760 code for a protein of 167 amino acids. Lineage: Eukaryota; Metazoa; Arthropoda; Insecta; Hymenoptera; Cynipidae. Gene Ontology annotation, molecular function: RNA polymerase II cis-regulatory region sequence-specific DNA binding; DNA-binding transcription activator activity, RNA polymerase II-specific. The record is from RefSeq and is a predicted model, not a curated record.
CGAACACACAUCAAAUAGGAAAAGUCACUUGGAAACACACAUUAUUUCACGCCACUCACAGACAUCGAAUACAAGGCAUAAUUGUAACAAAUGUUCACGAAGUUAUACUUGGCUAAGUGCUUUAAAUCGACAUAAGCGUUCGCAACAUGGGGCAGAAAAACUGCAGUUUAUGUGCAAUCUUUGCGGAUAUAAAACAAAUAGAAAAUGUAGCUUGUCAAAACACAUUACGUCACGUCAUCGAAAAUAAUAGAGACGUGCACCAAUCCUUAAGCUUUAGGAGAUUUCUAAUAUUGAUAAACAGAAUGCAAAAAGUGAAUCGAAGAAAUUAUCAGAAAGACCAGAUGUUGGGCCAUAUUCUUGUACUGAAAUUUGUUUUGAAAAUUAUUCUUAUGCCAAUACUUCAACUAAAAUUGAAUACGACAUUGACGAAUCUUUGGAAAUUAAGGAAGAAACUAUAGAAGAUCAGAGUGCUUGCUCAAAUGAAGUUGUACGCCUAAAAUGCAAUACAAAAUUCGAGGCAGAAGAGUGUACUUUAUAUCUGAGAGAAGCUACUAUUUCGGCUGAUAAUAAAAAGAUGCGGAACAGAAGGAAGCGGAUAAUUCAGAAAUCAUACCAGGAAUCUGAAAAAAGUACAAGUGCGGAAAGUGUGCCCACAGCUAUGUAUCAAAAGCUAAUUUGUAUCGCCAUACAAGAUUCGAAUGCAACGUCGAGCCACGGUUCAAUUGUGAAUUCUGCGACAGAAGAUUUACUCAGAAAACUAGCUUGAAGUCCCAUGUAGAUCGCUUGCAUCACAAAACAAACAUAAAGACGUCAGUUAUUAAGCAUAAAUGCGACCAAUGUUCGCGAAGUUACAAUUGGUCAAGUGAUUUACAGCGACAUAAACGUUUAGAACAUGCACCAGUCAAACCACAAUUUACUUGCGAUUUUUGUGGACGUAAAGUUAAUCAAAAACAAGGCUUGAUCCACAGAAAUCCAGGAAUGUGUCCAAUAAAUUUACAGAAAGGCCAGAAAGUCGCCUUUAUUCUUGUAAAAUUACUAACAUUUCCUCUGAAGAUAAUUCUGGUCCCAAGACUUUAGUUGAAUACGAUAUUGACGAAACAUUGGAAAUUAAGGAUCAAAUCUUCAAUGCUCCACAAAAUGCCAAGAGUACAUCAAAGAAAUUAACAGAAAGACCAGAUGUUGUGCCAUUUUCUUAUAUUGACAUUUGUUUUGAAAAUAAUUCUUAUGCCAAGACUUCAACUAAAAUUGAAUACGAUAUGGACAAAUCUGUGGAUAUCAAAGAAGAAAUUAUAGAAGAUGAGGCAACCUGCUCGAAGGAUAUUUUGACUGUUAAAGAACAAAUGCAGACCAGAGGAAAGCGAAAAAUUCGCAAAUCUAAUCAGGAAUCCGAAAAGAAGUACAAAUGUGGAAAGUGUGCUCACAGCUAUGUAUCGAAAGCAAAUUUAUAUCGUCAUACAAGAUUCGAAUGCAACGUCGAGCCACAGUUCAGUUGUGAAUUCUGCGGCAGAAGAUUUACCCAGAAAACUAGCUUGAAGGUCCAUCUAGAUCGCUUGCAUCAGAUAAAAAUGACAGAGACGUCGGUAAUUAAGUAUCAAUGCGAUCAAUGUUCGCGAAGUUACAGUUGGCCCAGUGCUUUGAAUCAACAUAAACGUUUAGAACAUGCACCAGUCAAACCACAAUUUAUUUGCGAUUAUUGUGGGCAUAUAGUUAAUCAAAAGCAAAACUUGGCAAGCCAUAUUAUUGCCCGCCAUAUAAAAUAAUAAUAACAUACAAGAAACAUUAUGCGUAGGAAAGUUUGUAAAAUUGCUUGAAAAAACUAUCGUUUGUAUAAUACUCGGUUUUACUUCUAGCCAAGGUUUCGAAAAAUUGAAUUUACUCUUCUACAAUAUCGACUUAGGUAGCUUUUUUAAAUAGAAAAUGUAUCAUUAUACGCUUGGCUAAUUGGGAAAAUUAGCCAAGAAGUGGUAUCGGUUGAUUCAGAGCUUCCUGCUGAUUUGCCAGAAAUUGUUAAUACUAAAUCGUAAACCAAUGGUAUUUUAUUCUGAGUUAAUUUAAAAAGCAGUUUUCUGCAAUUAAGAUACUUUCUUUUAAUUGAAUAGUAAUUUCGUGUUUAAUGCAUGACGCUUUUUAGAUUGGCCUCUUUUUUAAUCCUGUAAUAAAUAAUACGGUAGUACAUCUAGAAAUAAAAUUACAAGGAAAGACCAUACUAAGUGUACAUGAGAUAAAUGUAUUUUGAACUGAUGUAUUCAUGACAUUAUUUUAAUCUUAAUAUCUAUAAC